Messenger RNA from Closterium sp. Naga37s-1, 1554 nucleotides. The record is from the annotation of a GenBank genome assembly. Lineage: Eukaryota; Viridiplantae; Streptophyta; Zygnematophyceae; Desmidiales; Closteriaceae.
AUGGGCCACUACAUCCAGGACAACAAGAAGAAGAAUUGGGACAAAGUAGCCGAGGUCCCCCGGGAGUACAUCUGGCUGCACGGCCCUAGGGUAACCAAAACACGGCUGCGCGCCUACGUGAAGUUCAUGAUACGUGAGUGUAAGCUUGAUGCCGAGUCGAUCGAGGAGGGGAGCAAUGCCUCGCGAACCCAGCCUGUGCAAGGUACAACGGGGCACACGCUCCUCGGGCGCAUAAAGGCAUGCCAGACGGCAGCGAGAGUGGAGGCGACGCUCUACCGGGAGAAGGAGCUGAGCAUCAUGCGGGAGAUCUCGGUGGUCAGAUCGGAGGUGCGGUUCAUGGUCCGCACCAAGAACGAGAGGGACGUCAAGAAUUGUGCCGACCGGCUUCGCGGCACCGUCGGCGAUACCUACACCGCCGAACAGUUCCGCCAGAUCAUGACGAAGGUGCCGCCAACAUGGGCGGCGUCGGCAUGGAACCCGCGGGCAACAGCUCCUUCGCAGACGCUGUGGCGAUUUCUGCUCACCAAGGCGCUCACGCUACUCUCCCACCACACUCUCCUGCGAGGCGCCAGCAUCCGCGAGAUCACGCUCUCCAACAUCUUCUUGUACCGACUGGCUAGCACCUCGUCAGUGAGCCCGGAGAACCAGCCGGUCGUCAUGGUGAUCGCCGCGCGGAACUCGAAGACUUCCAAGGAUGCCCGUCUUCAGCAGAGCUACGCGGCGCGACACCUGGAAGCGGAGUUGUGCGCCGUCGGCGAGACCGGCCUGUGGUUGCACUUCAUCCUUGACCAGAUCGAUCAGUUUAACGGCGUCGACUUCCUUCCGCCGCUUGACACCACCGACCGCGAGCGCUGGUGCAAGAAGCACCUCUUCUUCGCCCGCAAUGACAAGGAGCAAAAAGAGCUCUCCGCCGCCAGCCACCAACACGCACGGAGGAUGCCGGCGGCGCCGCCGUCGGGGAACGAGCAAGCGCCGAGCGAGAGUGGCUCCGCGGAUUCGGCCAGUACGGGGGCCAGAGCCAAGAAACGGGAUGAGAAACCCCCGAAACCCCCAGUAACGGUCAACGAGGCUUGUUACGAGCUCAACGUGGUGCAACCUUGGCGGGAGGCAAAGACCGUGAGGGACGCUUGGUGCCUCUGGAACUCCGCCACCGCCGAUGACACCCGUCGUCUUUGCGACAGGGUCGCCGAGCCGGGAUUCGUCGACCGCCACACCCUCCUCAAAGGCGCGAUGCAGGGUCCACACGGCAUGAAGGUGCGCCGCAUGUUGAAGGCCAUGGAUGCAGUGCGCCUUCUUCGCUCGAGCAACGGCGAUGCCGACACCGAAGUCGUCGUCGCUGCCCUGAACAAGAUUGCGGCGCCAGGCAUUGGGACCUUCUGCGAUGCCCUCACGGUGCUCAAACCGGGAACCGCAUCGACGAAGUCCAAGGAGCCUGGCAUGGGCGUCAAGGGGCUGGGCCCCAAGUCGGUCUCGAAGCUUCGUCUCGCCUGUGCGCUGGUGGCGCUCAACUUGAAGCCGAGCGCUUGGGUCGCCGUCCUGUGUCCAGACAUCUAG